Molecule: messenger RNA, 1026 nt
Organism: Sesamum indicum (sesame)
Lineage: Eukaryota; Viridiplantae; Streptophyta; Magnoliopsida; Lamiales; Pedaliaceae
Product: Integrase-type DNA-binding superfamily protein
Biological process (GO): regulation of DNA-templated transcription; ethylene-activated signaling pathway
Molecular function (GO): DNA binding; DNA-binding transcription factor activity
Source: RefSeq, a predicted model, not a curated record
ACACUCUUCAUUCUUGUCACCAAAUAUACCACGACACAACAUCCUCCGUUGAAAAAUAUCACAAUAUUAUAUGUUAUUGUCUUCAAAACUAUUACAUAUCUGUCUGUAGAUAUUUGUUGUUGUGGUCAUGGAGACCUCAGACGAGUCGCUAACGUUGGAGUUCAUACGCCACCAUCUCCUCGAAGACUUCACUUCUGCAGACUCAUUCUUCGACAACCUCACUACUCUUUGUUUCUCCGAUGUUUAUGGCGACAAGCCCAUUUGGAGCCCCGGAGAGCUCGAAUCCCCCUCCUCUUCCGGCCCCACUCCCCUGCCCGAUUCCCCGAUUUCUCAGUAUUUCGCGUUCAGCCCGGAUUUGUUCGAGUUUGAGACGAAGCCCCAGAUUAGCAUGAGUACGACGGAUACUCAAGAUGAUCCAUCUUUUCCAGAGAGUCCGGAGGCACCCGUGAAGGCCGAACCCGAAUUCACCGAGUUGGUUACUGGGUCGGGUGUGACUCUGUUGGCGGCUGGAAGACACUACAGGGGAGUUAGACGGAGGCCGUGGGGGAAGUACGCGGCGGAGAUACGGGAUCCGACCCGGAAGGGGAGUCGAGUAUGGCUGGGGACUUACGACACGGAUGUGGAUGCAGCCAGGGCUUACGACUGCGCCGCCUUCAAGAUGAGGGGCCGCAAGGCCAUUCUGAACUUCCCGUUGGACGCCGGAAAACCUCCGCCGGCGGCGAACGCCGGACGGAAGAGGAGGAGACCGGAUGGGUGUGCUACUCCCAGUCCUUAGAUUAUGAGUGAUUGAAGUAUGUGUAGUUGAAGUAUGUCCACUCUUGAUGGAGGAAACAAGGGCAUGCGGAUACAAGUUAGAGAAGCAGGUGUUGAUUGUACAUACAGUUAUAGAGGUUGUACGUAGCUAGCUAAAUAAGUAAUUUACUUUGAAGCUGUACAUAAAAUGUUGGGAAAUUGAUAAUCUCCUUUUUGUUACACUAUAUUAAAUAAAAGUGAGGAAUAAUGACGAUAUGUCCCUUUUAGGAUUUA